Pecten maximus is the source of this 689-nucleotide messenger RNA. RefSeq lists its product as uncharacterized. NCBI's taxonomy places the organism in Eukaryota, Metazoa, Mollusca, Bivalvia, Pectinida, Pectinidae. Bases 122 to 577 code for a protein of 151 amino acids. The transcript has 2 exons. The record is from RefSeq and is a predicted model, not a curated record.
UGUAGGACUUUUCAAUACUGCUGGAGAACCUGUCACAUACGGCGUUGUUCUAGGUGGCUGGGGGAAUACCAGAUCGGUAUUAAGGAGUAAGUACUCCCGAAUAUUUAAUUUCGAGACAAAUAUGGUGGAUUGUAACGUCUACAAGAGUUUCUGGCUAUCAUGGUUGGACAAUGUGAUAUCGGCGGGGCGAGGCAACACAGUUGAUAAUGACAGGUUGUUUUCAUUAACUGGUGAACAUCCGAACCAAGUACGAUAUGUUGGAAUCACGACAGGAUACGGUUCCUCGGGUGAAUGGAAGAUACCAAGUAAACGUCCACCAUUGCACUGCUACCAACGUUUCCUAUGGGCUGUGAAACCCGGACUUCAGAACAUAAACAUGACAGCCAACAUCACGUGGUCUUUGACAGCUGAUAACCCCGGACAGUGUGCUGUGGCCUGUAAACGAAGUAAUGCGUGCGUGUCCUUUGUAUACAACAACGAGACAAAUGUGUGCCAAGGUCAUGGGCUAAAGUUCCAUAGCAUCACCGAAGGUCAAGGUCACAUACAUAAAGGAAGUCACUAUUUCACCAAGCCGUAGAAUAUGUUGUAGUUUUCUUUCUUGGGAUAAAUUUUGAGAAAACGAAAGUGGGGAUGAGAUGAGGCUCUCUAUGCUACACUAUACUGCAAAUAUCGUUAUCUGCUUGGUUUUU